Messenger RNA from Chrysemys picta bellii (western painted turtle), 1983 nucleotides. Lineage: Eukaryota; Metazoa; Chordata; Testudines; Emydidae. The record is from RefSeq and is a predicted model, not a curated record.
AUGCACAUGCACAUGUGUACAUACAAAAUUUACUUUCAAGUUUAUUUUAUUUCUAUGUAUGUGUUUCAGAUGCAGUGCUGAGCUACCUCAUGGGUCCAAGAUUUCUGGUUUAUGCAAGCUGUGCACUUUCUAUAUGGGGAGAUCGAAUGUGGCACUUUGCUAUGUCUGUAUUCCUGAUAGAAUUGUAUGGACAUAAUCUCCUUUUAACAGCUGUUUUUGGGUUAGUGGUGGCUGGCUCAGUACUUGUGUUUGGGGCCUUAAUUGGAGAUUGGAUUGAUAGAAAACCAAGAAACAAAGUUGCUCAUGCAUCGCUGUUCAUUCAGAACUCCUCUGUCACUGCCUGCUGCGUAGUACUGAUGUUGGUGUUCUCUUACAAAGCCGAGAUUGAGCAAAUGUGGCACGGCUGGUUUACUGUGUUCUGUUAUGCAGUGGUAAUCAUCUUAGCCGAUCUGGCAAACCUGGCAAGCACAGCGCUGACAAUAACCAUUCAGAAAGACUGGAUUGUGGUCAUCACAGGUGAUAACAGAGGCCAACUGGCUGGAAUGAAUGCAGCUAUAAGAAGAAUGGAUCAAGUCAUAAAUAUCUUCGCUCCUCUGUCUGUGGGGCAGGUUAUGACUUGGGCCUCUAAUGUCAUUGGCUGUGGAUUUAUUCUUGGAUGGAACUUGAUCUCUCUUCUGGUAGAAUUUAUAUUCCUAUCCAGGGUGUAUCAACUAGUGCCUCCUUUGGCUGUAAAAUCUCAACAGAAUGCAGGAGAAUAUGUUAUAGAAAGACAAAUGGAACUUACAAAUGUGCCGGGAACAGAUCAGUCGGGGUCCACUCUUCCCAAGAAAGCAGGAAUUCUUAUUGCAGCUUACUGCACAGUGGAGCAGUUGCCACCAGAACCAUUAAAACCUUCUGACUGGUAUUUUACAGGGGAUCUUCCCAUUUGCUCAGCUGUUGUUGAAUUCAUCAACAAACCUGGGAUUCCAGAGGCACCGACGGAGCAGAAAUCCAGUCCUGAAAUGCAACGCAAGUCAGUCACAAAACUGCCUCUUUGCUUCAGAAAAAUGCACAGGAUGCUGUGUACGUGCAGAGAUGGCUGGAAAGCAUAUUACAGGCAGUCUGUCUUUUUAGCAGGCUUGGGUUUAGCCUUCUUGUACACCACAGUGCUUGGCUUUGACUGUAUCACUACAGGGUACGCCUACACGCAGGGGAUCAGUGGCUCUCUUCUCAGCAUACUCAUGGCUCUUUCUGCCUUCUCAGGACUAAUGGGCACAAUUUUGUUUACUAAGCUAAGGAAGCAUUAUGGCUUGGCUGUCACAGGAGUCGUAUCCAGCCUCCUCCAUGUAAGCUGUUUAAUGCUGUGUGUGUUUUCAGUCUUUGCCCCCGGCAGUCCUUUUGACUUGGGUAUUUUCUCUCUUCUCACAAGUAAGAACUCUUCCUUAAACCACAAGACACUGCAAAAGAACCAGCUGCAUAUUUACCCAUUCCAAAGAAACAUCAACCAACCCAUACUGCCAGAUCGUUCUUCAAUUCAUUGGACUAAUAAUACAGUGCUGUUGGACAGCGUGCAUGGGAGCGAUCACCCAGAAUCCUAUAUUUCAAUCAUUCUCUUGUUCUCAGGAGUGAUACUAGCCAGAAUUGGUAAGUAUACAUGAAAUUUGCCACCACAUGCGGAGUCACUUCACUGGGUAAAUGAUUCUAUGAACAAAAAACAGAUGUGAUGAUCUCUCUGAUACGUAUGGCCCACAUCAUCAUAGUAUUGACUGUUUCACAGUCUAAUAUAUUUAUUCUCACCACACCCCUGUUAGAUAGGGAAGUGCUGUUAUCUCCGUUCUACAGAUGGUGUCGGGAUUCUGGGCGAAGGUAGGCAGGACUAGUGGCAGGAGCUUAAGAGCCGGAAUCGGAAGCCUAAUCUCUCUAAUCUAAUCUUAAGAACAGAAUCAUUUGAGCAAAUGGACGUUCCAUUGGCUUAGAGCCAGUCAAAAAAAUCCCUCAACAUGA